AUGUGUCACGCUAUAGUAUGGUACCACGCCGUAUGCCAACACAAAGAUGAAUCUCAAACCUUCACAAUCCCCUGCUACUACGCCACAGCAACAGGAUAUAAUUGUCUACCGCAUUAUCAGCUGGUCUUUGAACUACCCCUUUCAGGCGAAUGUUGCACUUGCAAAGGCGAACGGAGGUGGCAGCAGCGGAUACAACGAAAACAUGCAGAUAACCUGCCCGUAGUUGCAGACGUGGAUGACAUUGGAGAGUUUGAUGUUGAUGAAAUUAUAAAGACUGACAUUGAAAGAGGUUUGGUGCCGAGCAGUCAAUUGGCAAAUGAUGGGUAUAUGCAUCUGUGGAUUGGGGGUACUGAUUCACUUGCUACAGGGUCUCAGGUGGAUCAUUCUGAUUUGGAUGGUGGGCUAGGGGGUAGUUGGUAUGACUCCGAUGGUGAUGAUGUUGACGAUGAAGACGAAGUUGAUCUAGAAGAACUCAAAGAUCUUCUAUUUUCGUCACCUUGUUCAGAGAUGGAGUUUGGACGGGAGGGGUAUGAGUCGGAUGCAGGAGGUGAUUUCCCCGAUUCGCCUAUACUAGGCUAUUCCGGAUCUUGGGAUGUUGUGUUGCAGCGGAAUCAAAGUAGGAUGCCGAAGUCUAAGAUUCCUGUUCCGGUGAGUCGGGAUAAGCUGCUACAGCGUGUUUGGAUGGCGCAUGAGUUGGAGUUGUUUGAUCAACUCACUUUCUGA
This is a messenger RNA of Penicillium longicatenatum, 723 nucleotides long. RefSeq lists its product as uncharacterized. Bases 1 to 723 code for a protein of 240 amino acids. Lineage: Eukaryota; Fungi; Ascomycota; Eurotiomycetes; Eurotiales; Aspergillaceae. The record is from RefSeq and is a predicted model, not a curated record. The transcript has a single exon.